This is a messenger RNA of Westerdykella ornata, 3363 nucleotides long. RefSeq lists its product as uncharacterized. Gene Ontology annotation, molecular function: ATP-dependent chromatin remodeler activity; ATP binding; DNA binding. The transcript has a single exon. NCBI's taxonomy places the organism in Eukaryota, Fungi, Ascomycota, Dothideomycetes, Pleosporales, Sporormiaceae. The record is from RefSeq and is a predicted model, not a curated record. Gene Ontology annotation, cellular component: nucleus. The coding region runs from base 1 to 3363 and encodes 1120 amino acids.
AUGUCUGACAGUCCUGACGAGCUCUCAGAACCAUUUGUCACGCAGGCGACGCUUCCAUGGAACCCGCCGGCUUCCUACCGGGUACCGAACGUUCCCCAAUCGUCAGUUACCACACAGCCUACACAGAUCUUAUCCACGCCCCACAAGCCUCGCGUCCGCGUACAAGUCGCUCGCAGCUCUCCGGCCGCAGAAUACUACCAAUCCUCUCAACGGUCGCAAGUGCCAUCGUCAGAGCGCCCAAUGAACUUGAUGGCACCACCUGGCACGUACACGCUGCUACCGCCAUCCAUCCCUCGCCCAAAGCCGGUCGACCUCACGUCCGAUCCCCCGGUGGAGCCUGACUCGCAAGAAGAAGACAUUGGCGGGUCUAACAUACGACCCUCUAACUUCGAAAUUCGCUCCAUCACGCGGGUAGACGAGACUCCACAGCGGGCCACGUUUGGCAUGGAUAUGUCACGCUAUGCCUAUGAUCCGAACUCGGGCAUGCACCGUAAGCGUCUGGCCGACGAUUUGAGUAGCUCCCCCCAGCAUAAGAAGAUGCGUCCAGUACCGCGACAGUCUGGACCGUCUCGAGCCAUGCCCGUGCCGGAUGGGAGUACGCACACCAUUCGCCCUGAUGACAUGAGGAAACUCAAUAGGCUUCAGGCUAUCUACUUCCGCCAUUCUCAACAAGAGCUCGAAGAUGCUCUCAAAGCCAACAAUUGGGACUUCGAUGCCGCGAGUAGGCAGCUGGCGCAGGCAUCUGAGGACGAGCUGAGUCAGGACCCUUUGAAGUUCUUGCAUAAGAGGCCGGUUGGUGUAGCUUUGCCGACGACUUCAUCGGCAUACCAACCGAAGAAGACGGCUCAACGUGGGCUUAAUGCUCCGAUCCAGAGCAUCCAGGAGAAGUUUUCCACCGUGCGGCAAAGCCAGAGCCAGUCGCAGCCUCGGGAACAAAUUAUCAUGUCGGUAACACCUGAAAAACCGAAGAAGGGGCGUCUUAUCAAGCGACCCAAAGCGAACGUUCCAGUUGAUUCAGAUGAAGAUGAAGGAAUACGCAUAAUCAGCGACGACGAGUCCGAGGCUGACAAGAUCGAAGAGGAGCUAGAUGAGGAAGGGUUGUUGAAGUUCUUUAAUAGCUGCUCCGUUGAAGCGAUGGUUGAUCUUUCCAACCAGAAAGAGGAGGACAUUCGCAAGCUGUUGGAGCACCGUCCUUUCCGAUCACUCGAAGAAAUAGAGGAGAUUCAUGUUGGCUCGCAAGAGACGAAGAACGGGAAGAAGGCCCGGAAGCCCAGAGUUACGUUUGGCCACAGACUGGUAGAGUCGGCUUCGAACAUGUGGAACGGUUUCAAUGCUGUCGAUCAGCUGGUGAAUCAAUGCAAGGACCGCGGCAAGCCGAUUGCUGCAGCCAUGGCCACCUGGGGAGUAGAUGUCUUCGGCGCAGCAAAGGACGGUGAGCUUGCGCUUACGAGCCUCGAGACCCUGAAUGAAUCAGCCUCUGCUCGCGAUUCUGGACUGGAAACUCCGUCUGGUGCUGGGACGCCUUCGAGUAGUCACGUCAGCGACCAAGAUACCGAUUCUCUUAGGAAGAGCACGAAUGCUAACAACACGGCGCUAUUGAAGAAGCCAGCUGUCAUGAAGAAGGAGAUAGAACUCAAGGACUACCAGAUUGUUGGCUUGAACUGGCUCAACCUUUUGUGGGAGAAUCAGGUCUCUGGAAUUUUGGCCGACGAUAUGGGCCUCGGAAAGACAUGCCAAGUUAUCGCUUUUCUCUCCCAUCUCUGGGAGAAGAAGGUGCCAGGUCCCCAUCUUGUUGUGGUUCCUGGCUCUACCCUGGAGAACUGGCUGCGGGAGUUCGAGAACUUCGCUCCAGAGCUGAAGAAGCACGUGGAGCCGUAUUAUGGGCUGCAAGCCGCGCGGCACGAGCAACAGGCCGUCAUCUUGGAGAAUCUGAACGAUAUAUAUGUUAUUGUGACGACGUACGAUUUGGCUUUCAAGCCCGCCGACAACAAGUUCCUACGUCAAUGCAAGCCGCAGGCUUGUAUUUUCGAUGAGGGCCACGUGCUUCGCAACUCCGACACCCAGCGCUACAAGAGCCUGAUGAGAAUCCCGGCGAAGUUCCGGCUCUUGCUAACAGGUACACCCCUACAGAACAGUUUGCGCGAGUUGGCCUCCAUCCUGGCAUUCAUCAUGCCUGAUAUCUUCAGCGAGGUCAAGGACAAGCUAGAAGUGGUAUUCAAGCAUAAGGCCAAGGUCAACGAAGCGGAUACACAUGAAGCAUUACUGUCCACUCAGCGUAUUGAUCGAGCUCGCAGUAUGAUGACGCCUUUCGUUCUCCGCAGAAAGAAGGCACAAGUGCUCAAGCAUUUACCAAAGAAGACGUGUCGCGUGGAAUACUGUGAGCUCACAGAGUUGCAAUCGAAACUGUACCAGGAACAGCUGGAGAGACAGAAGCAGGUCCUCCUUGAGCGAGCAGAGGGAAGACAGCCGAAGGACCACGCCAAUGUCAUGAUGAAGCUCCGUCAGGCUGCGAUCCACCCGCUGCUGUUCCGCCAUCACUACACGGACAGUGUGAUCAAGAAGAUGUCGAGAGCCUGUAAGAAGGAGGAGACAUUCAAGGACAGCAACGCGGAUAUCAUCUACGAAGAGCUGCAGUUGUACCAGGACUACCAGUGUCACCAGUUGGCGACAAAGUAUCCACAGGCUCUGGGCAAGUUUGCGCUCAAAAACGACGAGUGGAUGGAUUCUGGCAAGGUGAAGAAGCUGGCUGAGCUCCUGAAGAAAUACAUCGCAAAUGGUGAUCGGACGCUCGUUUUCUCGCAAUUUACGUCAGUCAUGGAUAUUCUUCAGUGGGUGUUGGACACACUGGAUAUCUCGUAUUCACGGUUGGAUGGUCAAACUCCGAUUGUCGAGCGCCAGGCACUACUGGAUCAGUUCUACAACGACGAGUCGAUCAACGUCUUCAUGCUCAGCACCAAAUCGGGUGGCGCAGGAAUCAACCUGGCGUGUGCGAACAAGGUCAUCAUCUUCGACUCGUCGUUCAACCCGCAGGACGAUAUCCAAGCCGAGAACCGCGCUCAUCGUGUUGGCCAGACGCGCGAGGUCGAAGUUGUCCGACUCGUCACGAAGGGUACUGUCGAAGAGCAGAUCCACGCACUUGGCGUGUCCAAGCUGGAGCUGGACAAGAUGGUAGCGGGUGAAGAGGGGACUUCGGACAGCAAGAAAGGGAACGGUGAUAAGAUCAGUGCUGCUGAAGAGAUGGGUAUUGAAGCUGUAGAGAGGAUGAUGCUGGAGCAGAUGAGGAGUGGUAGUGGGAAGGGCGAUGUGAAGGAAGAAUUCAUGGAUGGGUUGAAAGCUGCGGGACUGGACAUGUCUGCGGCUUGA